AUGAUUUAUCAUCUACGUACGGUUACAACUAUGACCAGCCGCGAGCCACUGCGGGGAGGCUGCUCUUGCGGCCGUAACCAAUAUAUGAUAGUCAUUCCUGACGACGAUUCCGUAGGCAGGGCCGAGGUAAUCUUUGACAGCAGCAGAGAUCACCGUCGCUUCCAAGGAGCUCCAUUGACGGCAUGGCUGCGAGUGCCCUUGACCUGGUACCGCUCUCAAACGUAUUCCUACUAUCCGGAUGAGACCCAUGCCGCGAUUCGCCGAACUUUCACGCCUGUCCAUGCGCCUCACUCCCAGCGCAAUUUCUGCGGGUUCUGUGGCACCCCUCUGACUUACUGGACCGAAUCUCCCCCGGAAGAAGCAGACUACAUGUCGGUGACGCUGGGCAGUCUCUUCAGCGAUGACCUGAGGAUGUUGGAAGACCUCGAGCUGCUGCCGCGCGACUCGACUGAGGAUGGGUCAGACAGAAGCCCACCGGCAGCCACCGACACGACCUCUGAGUCUACUCCUCCUGCUACC
Messenger RNA from Rasamsonia emersonii CBS 393.64, 519 nucleotides. RefSeq lists its product as uncharacterized. The record is from RefSeq and is a predicted model, not a curated record. The annotation marks the transcript as partial. NCBI's taxonomy places the organism in Eukaryota, Fungi, Ascomycota, Eurotiomycetes, Eurotiales, Trichocomaceae. The transcript is spliced from 3 exons.